CAGUCGGUGGCUUUCGGGAAUGACCGUGGAGCGCGCGGCGCCUACAGCCCCUUUCCCUCAUCCCCCUUUCAGGACCGUGCCCUCCUCGCGCUGUGGAGACCUCCGCUCUGACCAGGACCCUGCUGCUUCAAUGGGAUUAUAAUUGGUUUAUUGGCACGGAGAAGGCUCAACAUAAACACUUUCUGACGGGACAACAUCCAGAAGCAAAUUUACUCUCUCCUGGACCACAAGCCUCCCUUCUCCACCAUCCAGUUGCUGCUGCUGCUGCUGCCGCUGCUACAGUUUCAUACACACACUAAUUCCUCCAGUUCAUCCUGCCAUCUCCUUCUUCACCCAGAGCACCUGAGGACGCCGGCCGCCGUCCCCCGACCUGCUUGCCACGCUGGCUACCGCCAUGACUUCCACCACAGACUUUGACAAUGCUGAGAUCACGCAGCAGUACAGCCACAUCAACACCCGCUUUGAGCUCUCUGAUGAAGAACUAGACAAUGACAAUUGCUCUGCUAGGCUGUUUGAGCGCUCGCGCAUCAAGGCCCUUGCAGAUGAGCGUGAGGCGGUUCAGAAGAAGACCUUCACCAAAUGGGUCAACUCGAUCCUUUCCCGGGUCGGCUGUCGCAUCUCUGACCUCUACCUGGAUCUGCGGGACGGACGCAUGCUCAUUAAACUGCUGGAGGUGCUGUCUGGUGAACGACUGCCAAAACCCACCAAGGGACGCAUGCGUAUCCACUGUUUGGAAAAUGUGGACAAGGCCCUGCAGUUCCUCAAGGAGCAGAGGGUCCACCUGGAGAACAUGGGCUCCCAUGACAUCGUCGACGGCAACCAUCGCCUCAUCCUCGGUCUCAUCUGGACCAUCAUCCUUCGCUUCCAGAUCCAGGACAUCAUUGUGGAAACCGGCCAGGCAGACCAGAAGGAGACACGCUCAGCCAAGGACGCUCUUCUUCUGUGGUGUCAGAUGAAAACAGCAGGAUAUCCCAAUGUCAACAUCACAAACUUCACCACCUGCUGGAAAGAUGGCAUGGCAUUCAACGCUCUCAUACACAAACACCGGCCAGAUCUGGUGGAUUAUAGCAGCCUGAAGAGGUCCAAUCCAACCCACAACCUCCAGAAUGCCUUCAACGUAGCAGAACAGAGGCUUGGUGUGACCAAAUUGUUGGACCCAGAAGAUGUGUUCACAGAGAACCCAGAUGAGAAGUCCAUCAUCACGUACGUUGUGGCAUUCUACCACUACUUCUCGAAGAUGAAGCAGCUCGCUGUCGAGGGCAAGAGAGUUGGAAAAGUUCUGGAUCACGCCAUCGAGACAGAGAAGAUGAUCGACAAGUACGAGACGCUGGCAUCAGACCUGCUGACGUGGAUCGAGCAGACCAUCAUCGUCCUGAACAACCGGAAACUUGCCAACUCUCUGACUGGUGUUCAGCAGCAGCUUCAGGCCUUCAAUACCUACCGCACUGUAGAGAAGCCGCCCAAGUUCCAGGAGAAGGGUAACCUCGAGGUGCUGCUGUUUACCAUCCAGAGUCGUAUGAGGGCGAACAACCAGAGGGUCUUCACACCUAAAGAGGGAGCCCUGGUCGCAGAUAUCAACAGGGCUUGGGAGCGUCUGGAGAGGGCGGAGCACGAACGGGAGCGCGUCCUGAGAGACGAGCUGAUCAGACAGGAGAAGUUAGAACAGAUGGCGAGAAGAUUUGACAGGAAGGCGGCCAUGAGGGAGACCUGGCUCCUGGAGAACCAGAGAUUAGUGGCUCAGGAUAACUUUGGUUACGACCUGCCAGCAGUAGAAGCAGCAAAGAAGAAGCAUGAUGCCAUUGAGACCGACAUUGCUGCAUAUGCAGAACGUGUGCAGGCCCUGGUGGACAUCUCAAAGGAACUGGAGUCUGAGCGUUACCAUGAUGCCAAACGAAUCGACGUGAGGAAAGACAACGUCCUGCGCCUGUGGGACUACCUGCAGGAGCUGCUGAAGGCCCGUAGGGGGCGUCUGGAUAUGAACCUGACCCUGCAGAGGAUCUUCCAGGAGAUGCUGUACAUCAUCAACUGGAUGGAUGAAAUGAAGGCUAGGCUUUUGUCUCCUGACUUUGGGAAACAUUUGUUGGAAGUGGAAGACUUAUUACAGAAACACGCCCUGUUGGAGAAUGACAUCGCUCUGCAGGCAGAGAGGGUACAGAACGCUAGUGCUGCUGCUCUCAAGUUUGCCAAUGGAGAUAGCUACAAGCCAUGUGAUCCCCAGGUGAUCCAGGAGAGGGUGCAGCACCUUGAAUUGUGCUACAAGGAGCUUUGUGCUUUGGCAGCCCAGCGUAGGGCUCGCUUGGAGCAGUCCCGCCGCUUCUGGAACUUCCUCUGGGAGGUGGCAGAGCUGGAGAGCUGGAUUAAGGAGAAGGAGCACAUUUUCUCCUCCCUGGAUUACGGCAAGGACCUGAGGAGUGUGCUGGUGCUCCAAAGCAAACACAGUGCCUUCGAGGAUGAACUCGGAGCCCGCCGUGCCAACCUCAAUCAGGUCUUGGCUGAAGGAGAAAAUAUGAUCCAAGACAAGCACUUUGGUUCUCCAAAAGUUCAAGAAGGCAUGGACAACAUCAAGAGGCAGUGGCAGCAGCUGGAGGAGCUGGCAGCAUUUCGGAAACAGAACCUGCAGGACACCCAGAGUUUCUUCCAGUUUCAGGGAGAUGCUGACGACCUCAAGGCCUGGCUCUUGGACGCCAAGAGGCAGAUGAGCAAUGAUGACGUAGGCCACGAUGAGUUCACCACCCAGCGGCUACUGAAGAGGCACAACGACCUCAAGAAUGAGAUAAUCAAGAACGGAGCCAACAUUGAGGCUCUCUCCAAACAGGGCAACGCUCUGCCAGAGGAGCUACAGAACACGCCUGAUAUCCAGACACGCCUAAAAGACAUAAAGGAACUGUACAUGGAGCUCAUGUCUCUGGCUGACCUGAGACAGAAGAAGCUUGAUGACACCAUGGCCCUGUACAUCAUCUUCAGUGAGACAGACGCCUGCGAGCUCUUUAUGGGCCAGAAGGAGACGUGGUUGGUGGGCUUGGAGGUGCCUGAGAAGCUGGAGGAUCUGGAAGUAGUACAGAAUAGGUUGAGCAUCUUAGCUCAAGAAAUGGUAAAUGUUCAGUCGAAGGUUGAUGACGUCAACAAAGCUGUGAAACAGCUUGAGGACAGCAGACACCCUCGAACCAAAGAGGUCAAGGAAUGUCAGACACGACUGAAUACGAGGUGGGAGGCCUUCAAAGCCAUGGUGGAGGACAAGAAGAGGAAAGUGGAUUCUGCUGUUAGUCUGCACAGCUAUGGGGUGGAGUGUGACGAGACAGAGACCUGGAUCAAAGACAAGACACGGGUGAUUGAGUCCACACAGGACUUGGGCAACGACCUGGCAGCCGUCAUGACCAUCCAGAGGAAACUGUUUGGCAUGGAGAGAGAUUUGGCCGCCAUCGAAACCAAGCUUAGCUUCCUGAGGACCGAGGCUGAUGAGUUGGCCAAAGACCACCCAGAUAACGCGGACGAUAUCUUGGCCCACAGAGCAGAGCUGGACGCGGCCUGGGACACGCUUAGAAACACUCUGAAAGACAGAGAGGACUCUUUGGGCGAGGUCAGCAAGUUGCAGAGUUUCCUCCAAGAAAUGGAUGACUUCCAGUCCUGGCUCUUCAAGACCCAGAAGGCUGUGGCAUCAGAGGAAAUGCCCGCCUCACUGCCAGAGGCCGAGGAGCAGCUAAGCCUACACGACGCUGUGCGCGAAGACAUAAACAACCAUGAAGAGGACUAUCACCGUGUGAGGGACACCGGUGUCCAGGUCACCCAAGGUCAGGAGGACGACCCUCAGUACCAGCAGCUUGAGAAGACGCUGAAGGGUCUGGACCGCGGUUGGUAUGAACUGCAGAAGAUGUGGGACAAUCGCAAGAACCUCCUGGACCAGGGUCUGGGCUUCCAGCAGUUCAUGAGAGACGGCAAGGCUGUAGAGGCCAUCCUCAACAACCAGGAGUACACCUUGGCCCACAUAGACCAACCUGACACUUUGGCCGGCGCAGAGAAGGCUCUGAAAAAGCAUGAGGACUUUUUGAGCACCAUGGAGGCCAACGAGGACAAGAUUGACGGCGCUCUACAGGAAGGACAGCGGCUGGUGGACAGUGACAACUUGUACUCUGGGAAAGUUCAAGAGAAAAUGGACUCUAUUAAAGACAGGCAUGACAAAAAUAAAAGAAGAGCCGAUGAAGUGUCAGAAAAGCUCUACGAUAACCGCGACCUGCAGCGCUUCCUUCAAAACACUCAAGAUCUUACUGUGUGGAUCAACGAGAAGAUGCUGACCGCUCAGGACACGUCGUACGAUGAGGCCAGGAACCUCCACAGCAAGUGGCUGAAACAUCAGGCCUUUAUGGCUGAGCUGGCCUCAAACAAGGACUGGCUUAACAAAGUAGACCAGGAGGGUCAUGAGCUAAUGGAGUCCAAGCCCGAGUUUGAGCCCAUCGUGACUGAGCGCCUGGCCAAACUCCACGAGCUGUGGGACAAGCUGGAGUCCACCACCCAAGAGAAAGCGAGGCUGCUGUUUGACGCUAACCGCUCCGAGCUUUUCGACCAGAGCCUGACAGACAUGAAGAAGUGGCUGGGUGGCCUGCAGCAGCAGAUACAGAGCGGAGACGAAGAAGUCAAAGACCUGACUAACGCCAACAUCCUGCUCAAAAAGCAUCAGAUGACAGAGAACCAGGUACGUGACCGUGCGCGAGAGUUGGAGGAGCUCCAGGAGGCCGCCAGGAAGCAUGGCGGAGGCAGGGAGGACCAGCCGGAGCUUGAGGCUGAGCAGCAGGCCCUGCAGGUCGAGUUCCAGCAGCUCCUCACACCACUGGCCCAGCGCAAGGGCAAGCUGGAGGCCGCCAAGGCUGUCCAUCAGUUCUACAGAGACCUGGCCGAUGAGCUUCUCUGGAUUGAAGAGAGGAUGCCCCUGGCAAUGUCACAAGAGCAUGGCCACAAUCUUCAGACCGUGCAAAUGCUGUUGAAAAAGAACCAGACGCUGCAGAGGGAGAUGGAGGGCCACCAGCCUCGCAUCGAUGAAGUGCUAGAGAGAGGAAGGAGGAUGGCUGCCGCCGCCAGCGCAGAAGACAGACCUGAGGCAGAGCGAAUCACGGACCAGGUGAAGGAACUGGAAGACGCAUGGGCCCGGCUGCAGGACGAGAUGGCCAAGCGCAGGGAGAGGCUGAACGGCUCCAACUUGGCCCAGCAGUACUACAACGACGCGGACGAGGCUGAAGCCUGGAUAGGAGAGCAGGAGCUUUACAUGAUCGCUGAUGAAAAGGCCAAGGACGAGCAAAGUGCUAUGCUGAUUCUGAAGCGUCACAUGAUUCUUAAGCAGGCGGUGGAUGACCACGCUGACUCCAUCCAAAGCCUGGCAGACCGUGCUCAGAAGAUGUUUGCAGAGGACCAUCCUGAUGGUGAGGAAAUCAUCAGGCGACAGGGCCAGGUGGAUAAGCAGUAUGCAGGGCUGAGGGAGUUGGCAGAGGAACGCAGAAAGAAGCUGGACCACACCUUCCACCACUUCAUGCUGAGCCGAGAGGUGGAGGACCUGGAGCACUGGAUCUCAGAGAGAGACGUUGUGGCCUCCUCUCAGGAGAUGGGCCAGGACCUGGACCACGUCACGCUUCUGAGGGAUAAGUUCAGAGAAUUUGCACGGGAGACAGGAAUGGCGGGGCAAGAACGUGUAGACAUGGUCAACCUGACGAUAGACGAGCUGAUUGAGGCCGGCCACAGCGAGGCGGCCGCCAUGGCAGAGUGGAAAGACGGCAUCAAUGACAGCUGGGCAGAUCUGCUUGAGCUGAUUGACACUCGCGCUCAGCUCCUUACAGCAUCUUACGACCUGCUCAAGUACUUUGAUGAUGGGAAGGAGCUUGUGGUUCAGAUCCACGAUAAGCAGAAAGAGCUGCCUGAAGAUGUGGGAGAAGACUUCAGCAAAGCAGAGUCUUUCCACAGAAUGCACGCCGCCUUUGAAAGAGACAUCACAGCUCUAGGCAAACAGGUUCAACAGUUUCAGGAGACAGCCACACGGCUUCACGCCCAGUAUGCAGGGGACCAAGCGGAGGCCAUCCAGGCCACAGAGAGGGAGGUGUUGGAGGCCUGGAAGGGCCUGCUGGAUGCCUGCGACGGCCGCAGGGCACAACUGGUAGACACAGCGGAGAAGUUCCGCUUCUUCACAAUGGUCAGAGACCUGAUGGCCUGGAUGGACAGCAUCAUCCAGCAGAUAGAGACUGAGGAGAAGCCCAGGGACGUCUCAUCCGUGGAGCUCCUGCAGAAGUAUCACCAGGGGAUCCGCUCAGAGAUCGAGGCCAGAGGAGCCAAAUUCAAUGACUGCAUAGACCUCGGCAAGGCCUUGCUGACUCGCAAGCACCGAGACUCUGCUGAGAUCAAAGAGAAGAUGGUGCAGCUGAUGGAGAAAAGGAAGGAGAUGAUGUUCAAGUGGGAUGACAGAUGGGACUGGCUCAGACUCUUGCUGGAGGUGUGUCAGUUUGCGCGGGACGCCUCUGUGGCAGAGGCCUGGCUGAUCGCUCAGGAGCCUUAUGUGACCAGCAGAGACGUGGGCGACACUGUGGACGAGGUUGAGAAACUUCUCAAGAGGCACGAGGCCUUUGAAAAAUCCACCGCCACUUGGGAAGAGCGCUUCUCUGCACUGGAGCGCCUCACAACGAUGGAGUUGUUGGAGCUGAGGAAGGAGCAACAGGAGAUGGAGAAGUUCAUUAAAGAAGAGCAGGAACAGCGCUCAGAUAAGGAGAGCAGGAGAGAAGACACUGGCUUUGUAGAAGAAUCUUCACAGCUCUACACUAUCGAGGAACAGACUCUGUCUGGUUCUGGUGCAGUUGAGCCCAGUUCAGGUCAGCUAGAAGGGACGGCAGGUGACUCCACAGUGCCCAUCGAGUCAGAAAUGAAAGAGAGUGGCUCAUUGGAGCUGGAGCCCUCCAUCUCAGUAGUGACACCGAAGGAGCCAGAGAGAGCCGCCACUAUGCCCGUGGAGCCCCUCAGAGCCCCGACUGUGCUGCUGGAGGGCAUGCUGGCCCGCAAACAUGAUGUGGAGGGCUCAGGGAAGAAGGCUUCAAAUAGGUCAUGGAACAACUUGUACUGUGUGCUGAAGCCUGGAUCACUCUCAGUUUAUAAGGAUGCUAAAAGCUUUGGGCAUGGAGCUACGUAUCAUGGCGAGGACCCGCUGUCCCUCAGUAACGCCACCUGGGAGAUCCUCGCCAACUACAAGAAAAAGAAGAACAUCGCCAAACUACGUCUUGGAGACGGCAGUGAAUAUCUGUUCCAGUGUAAAGACGAGGACGAGCUCCAGCGUUGGAGCCAGGCCAUGGAGAAGGCCGUUCAACCCCUGGCAGCAGAGGAGGCGUCGGGGCCCUCAGGGGCCAAAACCCACAGCCUGCCCCCUCCCUCCUCCUCAACUGCCCUCCCUGAGCCCAGCUCUGCCAAGAAAGACAAGGAGAAGAAGUUCAGUCGCUUUGCCAAGAAGAAGUGAAAGGAGACGGGAAGGCCAUCCGGGAGGUUGCCUAGGCAACCUGGGAAGAGAAAGUAGUAUUUGUGUACAAUCAAUCAGAGCAAGCUUUUUAGAAUUUUUAUAUUAUUUUGUGAGAAUUAAUAUUAAUAUUGUAGGUUAGGUUAAAGCCAUCACUAUUUUGCCUGUAUUUAAGCCAGUGUAUCAUUGCAGAGGUCCACUUUUUUUCUUUUCUAUGUGUUCUUUUUAACAAAAUGCCAAAUUCAAAGCAUUAAAUUAAAGCACAGGAAUGCUCCUUUUACACUCAACCAAAGAAUGUUUGACUUUUUUCUCACGUUGCUACUUUUGCUGCAUUUUCUCUUUUUUUUCUUUAGUCUGGCUUGCUUUGAUAUAACUAUGUACAAUAUGAAGGCCUGUAAUGAACAUAGGGUCACUCAAGAGUACUUAAGAGUACUUUUAUUAAUCUGCCUUACAAAAUGGUUGUGAACUGUAAUACUGUGCUGUUUGAAUUUGGAGCGCUAAAUGCUACUCAUAGAAUCAGAGUGAACUUAACAGGCUUUAACAAAAAGCUUUGUAAAUGCGAUGUAAAGACUUGGUGAUAAGCAAACCGUAGUGCAGUGUUGUACGGUACACACACACACACAUACACACACACCAAGUGUAAUUGCAGGUAUGCAAACUAAAUGCUCUAUGCACUGUGAAGAGUUUGACUGAGAUUUUAAAUUUUGACUUACAAGGAGUCAUGUGACACCAGCGUUGAAUAUAGAUACAAUCAGGCUAUAUUCUCAGCUGCACUGUGUCAGUAGUUAUGUCUGUGAACUUGAAAUAUAUUCAACACUUGUGUAUUGAAUCCCUAAAUUUCAUAUCUAUUCAUUAACAUAUAUAGAUAUACAGUAUAUAUAUCUACAGAUGCAUGAAGUAUGUUUUAUGUUAGUUUGAUAUGGUGCUAUUGUGAUAUUCUUGAACCUUCAAUUAAGACCAGCUUGACCUGCCUUACUUGUCUUCAACUUUGGCUUGUAGCUACCAAGUAUCUGGUCCCACAAGCUAGAUUUUAUUUAUCAGAGAUUAUAGUCUACUAUAAUUUACAUCAGGCACAUUUAUAAAAGCAAAAUAAAAAUAGAAAGUCUGGAUUGUUGUUAAAUGUUUGACAGUACCAGCCAAAGUCUAAGACAAGCUGUGGGUCGGAUGAAUCUUGACUGCUUUUCCAAACCACACAACAGAAGGACCAGGCAUGCUCUCUAUCUAAAGGCGAGGAUCAUACAUUAGCAGUAUGGAGCUGAGGGAAUGUGUUGUUUCUAUGAAUGUAUGGGAAGAAAUGAAGGAAGUGAGAAUUUGGUAAAUUCAACAUAAAAAAGCCAUUAUAGAAUAAUAAAUUUUAAUCUAUAUAUGCACACAGGGAAUAUAGAGUAUGUACAGUAUAUGGAGCUGUAUUUAUAGAGUUUAAUUUGUGGUUUAUUUCUGAUUUUCACCAUCUGUCCCACUCUACCAUUGCCGUCUUGCCUUGUACUGUGGGUUCUGUCCCUGAAAUACAAUUCAACUUAAGUGACCUCAUAAAAAAUUAUGGAAGUCAGGUGUAGAAAGAUAAACAAGACUGUUCAGCUCAAGAGUUUUCUAGAAAAAAUGUGGUAGCAUCAUGAUCUCUGUCUAUAUUGUCUACAUUUACAAGAGGAACAAAAAGAGCAAUUUAAUCAAUGAUCUUCUCACGGCCCGUCGAAACAGGAAUUACAGAUGUUUCCGUGUGCAGAGGGGCCAGCAGAACAUCACGUCUGUGCUAUGAGUACCAGUAGUUACGUUUUUCUGUCACAUGCACCUGGAAAUGGUUUUGCAUCACAUGUAUUCAGUCUUGUUUUUAUUGGUCACUAUAUCUACCGCAACUGAGUCAGAUGAAGUGUUCAUCUGCGUCUUCUGACACUUCCUAACUCUUGUCACCGUUCAUCCACUUUGUUUUAUUCCUCCACUCCUUCCUACCUGCUUUUUCUGUUCCGUGGUUUUUAAUCUGCAUUUUGUACUCUCUAGCUAUGUAAAAUAUCCAAAAAUGUUGACAGGAAAUAUCAAAUACAUUUUGAGAGAAUAAACUUUAAAAUAAACUCCUGAAACUAUA
This is a messenger RNA of Scomber scombrus (Atlantic mackerel), 9551 nucleotides long. It is a transcript of the gene sptb, whose product is annotated as spectrin, beta, erythrocytic. The coding region runs from base 395 to 7474 and encodes 2359 amino acids. The transcript is spliced from 38 exons. The record is from RefSeq and is a predicted model, not a curated record. Gene Ontology annotation, molecular function: actin filament binding; phospholipid binding; structural constituent of cytoskeleton. Gene Ontology annotation, biological process: actin cytoskeleton organization. Lineage: Eukaryota; Metazoa; Chordata; Actinopteri; Scombriformes; Scombridae. Gene Ontology annotation, cellular component: cell projection; cell junction; cortical actin cytoskeleton.